AAAAAAAAAAAAAAAAAAGCCUUGUCAUGGGCCUGACAGAAGCUCUCAGGGCCAAAUAAGUCAGGGUUCAUUCAAGCCUGAAGAAGACACGGACGCAUCGGCAGCUUCAGAUGCGUGUUUGACACUGUGCCGCCUGCAGGCUCCAGCAGCGCGGUCACGGCUGCGUGUUUCUCGCUUCCUGCUUCGUCGCUGAAGGAAAUCCACCAGGACGGAGCAAUCAGCUGUCUACACUGAAACCUACUGGAUCCAGACCAGAGGAAAGUCUUCAGUCCGUAUAUGACCCCGUUUGUUUUUUUGGGGGGGGGAGGAAGGAGAUAGAUUCUGUUCGGACUGGUGACUUUCUCCAGUCACGAAACCUCUGCAUCAGACCAUGGACGGCGGGACGGUUUGGAGAUAAACACACUGACUGACUGGUGAUAAGUCAUGGGACCCCAGUGCACUUGGCUCCCAAGGGUGCAGUGCCAAGAAAGUGAAGCUGCUUGUCCAGACCAGGACAGAGAAAAGCACUGGGCUGAGCUGUUUAAUCAGCUUGACCUCAACAAAGAUGGACACAUUGACAUCCUCGAACUGCGAGCAGGACUGGCAGGCCGAGGGCUCUCCAGAGGCUCCUUGGAAAGAAUGGUGAAGGCCGGGGACACCAAUCAAGAUGGAGUCCUGGACUUUGAUGAGUUUGUCCAGUAUCUCCGUAACCAUGAAAAACAGCUUAAACUCAUGUUUCACCGCCUGGACAGGAACAAUGAUGGUGAAAUAGAUGCGACAGAGAUUCAGGACUGUUUGCACUCCAUUGGCGUAAACAUUAGCCUGGAAGAUGCUAACAGGAUUUUACUCAGUAUGGACAAGGACGGUACCAUGACAAUUGACUGGACAGAGUGGCGCGAUUAUUUCCUGUUUAACCCUCUCACUAACAUGGAGGACGUGGCACGCUUCUGGAAGCGUUCAAUGAUGUUGGAUAUAGGCGAGCAGCUGACAGUCCCAGAUGAAUUUUCAGAAGAGGAGAAGAAAUCUGGCUACGUGUGGAGGCAGCUGAUGGCUGGAGCCAUGGCUGGGUCAGUGUCACGGACUGGAACUGCCCCCUUAGACCGCCUCAAAGUCUUCAGACAGGUGCACGGCUCCUCUGACUUUAAAGGGAACGUACUGAGUGGUUUUCAGUACAUGCUGAAAGAGGGGGGACCAUGGUCACUGUGGAGAGGCAAUGGGAUGAAUGUUCUGAAAAUCGCCCCAGAGACUGCCAUCAAGUUUUCUGCUUAUGAACAGAUUAAGACUAAGAUACGUGGCAGUAAUGAAACAAGAGCUCUGAGGGUUCAUGAAAGGUUUGUUGCUGGUUCCUUGGCUGGGGCAACAGCUCAGACUGCCAUCUAUCCAAUGGAGGUGUUGAAGACCCGUCUGACACUAAGAAAAACCGGUCAAUACUUAGGAAUAGCCGACUGUGCCAAGCAGAUCCUACAGCGGGAAGGUGUCACAGCCUUCUACAAGGGCUACAUACCUAACUUGCUGAGCAUUGUCCCUUACGCUGGCAUUGACCUGGCUGUCUAUGAGACCCUGAAGUUUACAUGGCUGAACAGGAACAGAGGCUUAGCCGACCCAGGUGUGAUGGUGCUGGUCGGCUGUGGUGCUGUUUCCAGCACCUGUGGGCAGCUAGCAAGCUACCCACUGGCACUGAUCCGCACCCGAAUGCAAGCACAAGCUUCGGUGAAAGGAGCCCCUAAACUCUCUAUGCUGUCCUUGCUGCACAACAUUGUGACUCAGGAGGGCGUUGCUGGACUUUAUAGAGGGAUUUCUCCGAACCUGCUGAAAGUCAUCCCUGCUGUGAGCGUGUCCUAUGUCGUCUACGAAUACACGAGGAUAAUGAUGGGAGUGGACAUUGAGGGUAGGAGGGAAAGGAAGGAUAAUGGGUAGUAAAAGGAGAGGCAUUUUGAUGUGGAUUUUUUCUGCAAGCACGGGCAGAUCUGUUGUCAGUGCAUGAGAAAAUAAGCUCUGGCUGGGGAGGAUCCUGAGACUGCAAGUUUGAAGUUUUGAGGAUGAAGAUGGCAGAAUGAGAAAAACAUAACAGAAAUGUUGUAAAGUAUAACACAUAAUCUGCCUCCACCUGAACUGACAGCGAAUGAAAGGAGUUCAAUGCAUGUCAGCAGUUGUGCAACCACUAAAAAAUGAGCGUCUUGUUGCUGCAGUGAUUUAAACAGAUCAAGACUUGCAUGAACUUGCCAGAUAACAAGUAAAACCCAAAAGCCAACUUACAUCCCUUCAGCAUUAUUUUUUCUACCAGGUGGUAUCUAGAGAAGACGGAGGGCUAAGAGGAACCUGAAGAUGCUACACAGCAGCGAAGUUACAAACUCAGGACUUUUAUUGACAUGUUUUAAACAGUUGUCACAAAGCACAGCAGCAGCCAAACAGAAAUCAGCAGUUACUGAAAUCAUCACCUGGGGUAAAUGGAGGAAGGUGAAAACAGGUAACACACUGAACUGCCUCCUUACUGGAAGUAUUAAUACUCACUAUAACAUACCCAAAGAUUUCACGUUUUACUAAAGGAAACCUGCCGAAGCCAUAUCAAGAAGCACAUAGGAUUCAGCUACGUACUGUUCUGACGCAGAAAAAAGUAUAUGUUGUCUUCCCUUUGAAGAACAUUAUAAGGUCUGGUGCCGCACAGCAUUUUCAUUGUAGUAGAGAGUUGAUUUUGUCAUGAUGAAAAACAUAAAUUGUAAUCAAAGUGCAAAUAAAUGCAUACAAGUGCUGCUUUUCUUAGAUAACGUUUUAAUAAUAGAUUCAUUUGCAAAUGUUGAGAAAAUACAGAUUACUGUAAAACAUGCUAACCAAAUGAAAUCACCAAUAAAACCAUUCCUCCCCCAAAACAUAUUUGUCACUUGAUGUCUCAGUUCUGUUGUCUUCAGUUGGACACUGUAAACAAGUGUCUUAAUUCUAUGAAGGCAUGUUUGUUUUUUUGUAACAAAU
Molecule: messenger RNA, 2946 nt
Organism: Melanotaenia boesemani (Boeseman's rainbowfish)
Lineage: Eukaryota; Metazoa; Chordata; Actinopteri; Atheriniformes; Melanotaeniidae
Product: calcium-binding mitochondrial carrier protein SCaMC-3-like
Exons: 11
Coding region: 424-1896 (490 amino acids)
Biological process (GO): transmembrane transport
Molecular function (GO): ATP transmembrane transporter activity; calcium ion binding
Source: RefSeq, a predicted model, not a curated record